Molecule: messenger RNA, 529 nt
Organism: Cuculus canorus (common cuckoo)
Lineage: Eukaryota; Metazoa; Chordata; Aves; Cuculiformes; Cuculidae
Gene: GIP
Product: gastric inhibitory polypeptide
Exons: 5
Coding region: 1-456 (151 amino acids)
Biological process (GO): regulation of insulin secretion; response to starvation; regulation of fatty acid biosynthetic process
Cellular component (GO): extracellular region
Molecular function (GO): glucagon receptor binding; hormone activity
Source: RefSeq, a predicted model, not a curated record
AUGAUGUUUCUCAAAGUUCUCUCUCUGCUCUUCGCUUCUCUGGGCUUUGUUUUGAUGGAAGAGAACGUCUCGAGUGUGAGCUUAAGGGCUUCCAGCGCCAGACCUGUGCAGCGACGCUACUCCGAGGCCACGCUGGCGAGCGACUACAGCCGCACGAUGGACACCAUGCUGAAGAAGAACUUUGUGGAGUGGUUGCUAGCCAGGCGGGAGAAGAAAAGCGACAACAUCCUCGAGCCCUCCAAGAGGGAAGCUGAGCCCCAGGGCCCAGCUGCGAGCGGCCAGAGGUGGGACCUGGGCAGUCCGGAGGCAGGAGAGCUCUUCACAUGGUUCCUCAAAGCCAAGAAAAACCAGAGUUUGGCUUCUUCGGAUGUUUGGGAAGGUUUGAAGGAUGUUUUGAACCCGGAGUUUCUGACAUGGCUGAUGUCAACUGAUCUCUGCAGACCAACAGCUGCGUAACCCCAGGACCUGCCUGAGGAGCUCCUUCCCCACCCCACCACGACGCCCGAGGAGGACAUCUCACGCUCCCUCU